Mytilus californianus (California mussel) is the source of this 773-nucleotide messenger RNA. Its product is annotated as cyclin-dependent kinase 2-interacting protein-like. The coding region runs from base 1 to 627 and encodes 208 amino acids. NCBI's taxonomy places the organism in Eukaryota, Metazoa, Mollusca, Bivalvia, Mytilida, Mytilidae. The transcript is spliced from 5 exons. The record is from RefSeq and is a predicted model, not a curated record.
AUGACGAACGAAAAUGAAAGUAGAUUUUCACCAGUGAAGAAGCAUGGGAAUGUAAAAGAGCUGAAUAAAAGUGGAAAUUUAACAGGAAGUGAAAGACAAAUCAAAGAUGGUGUAGCAGAUGUGUACAAUCUUAUUCAAAAAUGGAAGAAUGCUAACUCAGAUGGAAUGCAAAUUAUUGACACCAUAGCUAAUAUUAAGCUGCAACAUGUUUAUAAAGAGAAUAAAUAUGACAACAUACCAAAUGCCAGUAUACCUGAAGAAUUAGAAUCACAAUGUACAUUACUACUGAGUAUUAUUCAGAAAAUGGAAAAAAUUGUGAAGAAAUUGGUAGUAACAUCGGCUAUGUUUGUGGGUGUGAUGAAACUUCAACAGCAUCUCACUGAUGAUUUGGUUUUGUUUCAAACCUGGACUCCUGAUAUAUUUGUUUCUACAGUAAGAGAACUGACAGAAAUGUAUAGAGAGGAAUAUAAACUGAAACAACUGGUUUACAAGAACAUUUGUCAUGCAAAAGAUCGUAAUACAAUGAUGUUUUACACAUCGUCAUGGUUACAUCAACCUUAUGUAACAGAUAAAAGUCAUGUUUUAUUAGAAAGCAUGCUGUUAGAAACUGGACAUAAAUUAAAUUGAAAUAUUUAUUGCACACACCUCAAAAUUUAAUAUUUAUGAUAUUUUGUUUACACUUAUUUGUUAAUAGCUGCCUAUAAAACAUUGUACCAUUGUUUAAAGCUUUCACCAUGAUUUAUUGAUGCAUGCAAUUACAUGUAAUCAUUUUA